GAUUUGCAUGAUUUUGUGUGUCGGUGUCAUAUAACAAGAACAUCGGCCCCUAAUCCGAUUAGACCAAUUCGUCUUCAUUCUUAUUCUUCAGAUAACUACAUUUGAUAACCUCAAGUUCCUUUCGAUGUUCCGUCUAUUGAUCCCAACCUAAAAUAACUCAAAACAGAUUGGAAAAAAAAGUCGUACAAUCAGCUUAAAAACUGGCGCCCUAAGCUCGACAAAUAUUUGUACUUUCAUGUGCCACGAUCGACCAGAGGCCGUGAAGUUACUUGGAUCAACAAGUUAUUGGGUAAUGUUUUUCUUAGAUUCAAAAGCCUGUGAUGUUAUCAUAUGAAAGACGAGCCGCCCACUAGCGAUAUCGAUCAGCUAGAAGACACCGAUCACUGCUCGUGUUCUACAAGUUAUAAAGUCACUUAUUGACAAGUACGUUGCCUCGCAUGCUCACAACUAUAUCAUGGUUUGGUCCAAUUUAUUCGUUACUCUUGGAUUGCUAUGCAUUUACUGCCUGCAAAACACAGAACAGUGUUCACCUCCAAAAGGCUGGCGGCCAAUGCAGCCGCAUGAAAGAGCAGAGAAAGCAGAGAUCGUAGCAUUCGGAACAGUUGUCGAGAGUCCACAAAGCGAGCCCGAUGCUGUAGUCGAAGGACGAUUCUACACUGUACUUCUCAAAGUGCACUGCAUCGUCAGGGGACCCAAGUUGCCUCAAUAUAUCAAUGUAUCUGGAUUUUCAGAUUUUUCCGGUGGAUUAUGCGUACAUUCAAAAGCAUUUUUGAACAAAUCGUAUGUCGUAUUUUUGGAAUUAGAUCAUGACAACCCCGGUGAGUUUCGAGUGCUUGAAGUCAACAUUCAAAAGGGAGCCGUUCACGUUGGACACAAAUUUGCGGUUUUAAGAGAGGUAAUGUUACUAUUUGGACAGAACGCUUCGUUGCCAAUCGGUGCAGACAAAAACGUGAAACCCGGAUGUCCAGAUUUCGCGAAUAACCGAGGAAUAUUCCGAGAUCCUGAACCAAACAAACGCAAGCAGUCCAAAGCAUGUCGAUGCAGAAAGAAAAAGCAGAAACGUAAGAAAAAGAAGAGAUUUAGGGGUAAUUUAAUGAAAAGCAAAGCAAAAUUGGAGGACGUCACAAGUAAGCCGACUGUUCCUCGAACACGAAGAUACAACGUGCUGAAUCUCGAACAAGACAAAGUUGAAAAAGAACACCAAGUGCCGCACUCUGUAAAAACAUUGUCAUUUUCGAACACUGCGUCGCACCAAUCAUUAGCGCGGUGGUGUUUGUUCUUGUUGACUUUUCACAGCCUUGUUGUUUUUAUGCUGUUACCAACUUGAAUUCUAGUGGUUGUUGCUCGAAGGUGAAAAGCUUUUGGCGUAAACAAAGCUGUAUUCUUUGUAUGGAGCAUCAGAGAAUUCACCGAGCGAGAUAAUGAAUCAUAUGCCUGACGAGGAGCUUGAGACAGACAGUGCGUUGUUUAAAACAUCUCCAAACCUCUAGAAUAUACAAUAAACUAACCAAGCCUCCGACACGGGAACCCUCAACGUAAGCCAUUUAUCUAUAACCACCGUUUACAACGAAUAAUCAAUAAGUUAGUUGCGCUAGAAGCCCCCCACCUGAAAUGUAAUUACAUAGGGACGGACAUGUACAAUAUAUUCCACGCACGUUGGUGUGUGUGGUCAAAUCUGCAUUGUACUUAAAUAAGAUAUUUAGCCAAAACAUUACUACAGCACAAGUACUUGAACGCGCUUAUACAAACAAUUAUAGCGGCCAGUAAAGUGAGUGCGUAUUAACUUGGAUUGAGAAAUAGCACAUAGGCUAGACGUAUAUACGGAUUUGAAGAACAAUUGCUAAGAGUACGCUUUUAAAGAAUUCGAAAAACCAUUAUCACCUUUGUCGAUACAAUAGUAAUCAAGGGUGUUUGAAAAUUAAUGAAGCGAUGACGACCUAGUAAAUACAGCAACUGAAUUGGUUGCCAGAUUCAAAGCUUAAACAGAAGAAAAGCAAGAUGACUGUAUUGGAACAAAACGUAGAAAGCCUUGAGGUUUUUCACUAAUGAACGAACAAUGAGUUGUAAAAAAAGAUCUUCAUUGUUGACUAACGAAGGGAAAAAAAUUCCUAAAGCAAUGUAAAUAAAAUAUCUCUAUGUAAAAAGUAUAUCAAGAAGCUUUCUUGUUCUACGAUGUUAAACUCAUUUGAAGGAUUUUCGGCUCAACAAAGCUGGACCGGAUGUGUUUAACAGUAGACAUUGUUGAAAAUUCAUGAACUUGAGACGCCGUUUGAACAAAGCAUUGAGUGGCGAUUAGGUACGACUGAUAAUCGUUCAAUUGUAAUUUAACACUAAAGCAAACUCUAGGAUGAAGGCCAUUGGGAUAAAAAUCCUCGCCUGCAACGACGCGAUAGUGUAAGGUAUUUGUGUUAUGAGGGUUGAUAGUUUGGGCACCCAAGUUUAUGGGGAACAGAACUUUAUGGGGACCGUAUCGCGUGAAAAUGGAGUUCUAAUCCGAGAAGGAAUUAACGGAUUAGUGUCAUAAGACCAACUCUGGGUGAUGCAGUCUUGUUAAAAAACUGCGGUUUGUUUGUGGUAAAAUAUACAUAUGGAAGAAAAGAAACCGGCUAAUCUGUUCAAAAGGCCAACCUAUUUGGUUAGAUAACCUAAAGGGUCGUAAAUUGAUUGCCUAGUUUAGGAUGUCAGUAUAAACAUGCUCGUGUAUGUUACCGCUUAGCUAAGCUAAUCGAUUUUCUCUGCAUAAAGUUAUUUUACAUGUAGAAUUUUUAUUUGCUUUAGUGAUUUUUGUUCUCAAAUGAAUGUGAGGUUGAUUGCUCUACGCGUGAAAAGGUCAUUCCUUUUAACCCUCCUUAUUUCACCGAAGUUUACGUGGGAAGCCUUCCCAACAAUAGGUAUAUAAUCCACAAUCAAUCUUUUGGUUCUGUCUCGCCUUAUAUCCAUGAAAAAAGCACAAGUACAGUUCGGCUUGAAAGUGAUAAAACUGUAGACGUACAUAGACGAGCAUCGCACAACAACGGUCUACAAGCGUUGUUUGUUUUUGAAACUAGCUUAAUGUAACACGUUGUAAACAAUAAUCUCGGCGGGAAGUUUCAUAUACUCUAAUCCGUCGAAUUUCUAAACUAUUGACUAUCUUUCCAAGAAUAUAUGUUUAUAUUACUCCAGUUAUUGACUAUAAAAGGAGAUAAAUUGAGCAGAAUUUCUGGCCAUCUUUGUACCGUUGAGCAACAGUCUUCGGCAUAUACAAACAAGAAAUUGUCAUUACAGAGGUCGUCUAUCAAUGGACAUAAAACGGAAGUCGCCACACGCGUAAAAGAAUUUACUUCAGUUCAAAACUGUUACAUGAAGUAAGUAGAUAACUGAGUUUGAUAAUACUUAAUCAAUGCUUAAUUAAUUCUUAAUUAAUGUUGUUAAAGAGAUUAGGGGGAAAAGAUAAUGAGGGUUAUUGUCAGUGUGAGAGAUUAAGAAUGACAAACCUCGUUAAAGAGAAAGAGAUUUUCUGAAUCCCAAUAUUUACACAUAUGGAACAUAAUUGUCUUCGUGUUCUGUUUAUGAGACUGGUUUGCAAACAUUCUUUUUUUCGUCUAAAAUAAAGCAUAAAUUUUA
This is a messenger RNA of Actinia tenebrosa (Australian red waratah sea anemone), 3603 nucleotides long. RefSeq lists its product as uncharacterized. The record is from RefSeq and is a predicted model, not a curated record. NCBI's taxonomy places the organism in Eukaryota, Metazoa, Cnidaria, Anthozoa, Actiniaria, Actiniidae.